AUGAUUUUGACUCAAUAUCUAUCCUAUGCCCUAUUGGCAUUGCUCCUGCCCUCGGCGACUUUUGGACGCUCUAUUCUCUCAAUCCCCGGAGACAACAGCCAGAGCCCACUUCUGCCGUCGGGAUGUGAUGAUGGCACUGGACUUGUUGACCCAGAUGGCAAGUGCAAUGGCACCGGAGUUGUGGACGACCCAAUACCCCAUGACCGAGAAGGGUUCAAGUUCGAGAACCCAUCCACGGAUUGCAAAUAUGUGUCUCAACCACACAUUUGGGACUCGUUCAAACAUCUCGAGAAAGACAUGAGCAAGCUAUUUACGCUGAUCCACAAGAAUGUCAGCUUCACCGUCGUCGGACAUCACCCAAUCGCCGGACACUACAACGACCUAAUGCACUUCUACGUCAAUGCCCUGCGUCGAGUCAGCAUGUUGUUUUUUGACCAUGCAGAUCUGUUUGAAAUCCACCCCCAGGGAAUCUAUGGCGGGUGUAACGCUGCAUGGUCAGUGGCGGAGAUUCAGUUCAAAGGCGUGAUGAAUUCUGGUGACAAGUUCGAUAUCAUCAAUGUUUGGUUCACACGUUGGUAUCGUGGUCAGAUGGUCGAAAUCCGCACGUACAUCGACGCGCCGAAGAUCAUGGAAGCGCUGCACAAGAACGAAAUAUGGUGGAAUGGCACGACCCUCCGGGAAAACCUCUUGUAUAUGCCUGGGCCAUCGGGAAUGCCAGAUCUAAAGGAACUUGAGGGGAUGAUGAGAUAUCCGGAUGGAAGAGAAUAUGGGGAUUAA
This is a messenger RNA of Penicillium psychrosexuale, 777 nucleotides long. RefSeq lists its product as uncharacterized. The record is from RefSeq and is a predicted model, not a curated record. The transcript is spliced from 2 exons. Gene Ontology annotation, biological process: response to xenobiotic stimulus. Bases 1 to 777 code for a protein of 258 amino acids. NCBI's taxonomy places the organism in Eukaryota, Fungi, Ascomycota, Eurotiomycetes, Eurotiales, Aspergillaceae. Gene Ontology annotation, molecular function: DNA-binding transcription factor activity.